Neofelis nebulosa (Clouded leopard) is the source of this 4013-nucleotide messenger RNA. RefSeq names its product Rho guanine nucleotide exchange factor 33 (gene ARHGEF33). The record is from RefSeq and is a predicted model, not a curated record. Bases 260 to 2947 code for a protein of 895 amino acids. Gene Ontology annotation, molecular function: guanyl-nucleotide exchange factor activity. NCBI's taxonomy places the organism in Eukaryota, Metazoa, Chordata, Mammalia, Carnivora, Felidae. The transcript has 19 exons.
CUCUCCUUUUUUUUUUUUUUUUUUUUUAUAUAACCUUUAAAUUAAUUUAGGAUCCAGAUAAGCCUUGAUCUGAGGAUGAUAUAACCACAGCAAGCAACAUGGGAACCUCUAGAAAAAUCAGAAAGACUUCACAAAACAUGGUGUGAUGUCUACUGGUGGAGACAGGCCACGAGGUCCAGAGAAGAAGGGGUGGCCUGAUCCAGGGACAAUGAAGAUGGAAUGCUGAAGAGUAAGGUGGAGGAAAGAAGCAACAGGCACCAUGGAAAAGACCAAAACAAAGCAAGGAGAGAAUGAACAUAUACCAAUGAAUAAUCCUUCCACACAGAUUUACCAGGCUUCGAAGUACAAGUCUUCCCUGAACCUGCCUCCAGUGGGAGCCCGUCUCCAGCGGCAGGAUGGAGGGAUCAUAACCUCUCUAGAGCAGCUUCAUGAAAAAAUCAACGAGAUGAGGAACGUGUUCAACUCGCUGGAGAACAAGUUGCAGGCCUUGGCCUCUGAACUGAAAACUGGUUUCACAGAAGCAAUGCAAGAACUGUCCAGAAUUCAACAUGGCGAGUAUGCUUUGGAAGAGAAGGUUAAGAGUUGCCGAUGUUCCAUGGAAGAAAAAGUUACUGAGAUGAAGAAUUCGUUAAACUAUUUCAAGGAAGAGCUGAGCAAUGCCAUGUCAAUGAUUCAGGCCAUCACUUCCAAACAGGAAGAAAUGCAACAGAAAAUUGAACAGCUUCAGCAGGAAAAGCGAAGAGAAUCUCGGAAAGUUAAAGCCAAGAAAACUCAAAAAGAAGAACAUGGCUCACAGGCAGGGCCUGCUCAAGCACAAGGAAGUCCUUUCCGUUCAAUCAAUAUCCCUGAACCUGUUCUUCCAAGUGAAGACUUUACAAACCUUUUGCCUUCUCAGGCCUAUGAAAAAGCUCAAGAGUCCCGAUCCAUGCAUGUAGGAGACAGUAAUGUGAAGGGGAUGAUGGGUCCUGGAAUGAACCCAACAACUCCUGAAGCGGAAGAAAACCUUAAGCCUUGCCUUUCGGCUGAUAUCCAGCCCAAGGGCCAUCUCUCAUCUGGUGUGUGGAGGCAGCCCAAGGAUGGUAAAGAAUGGGGAGAGGAAUAUGUCACGAAAGACCACCCAGAUAAACUCAAGGAUGCUGGCCAGCCCAGGCACAGUUCUCUGGAAAAUGUUUUAUGCGAAACCUCUUUAGCUGCUAAAAGACAGACCGUGGCUCUAGAACUGCUUGAAUCAGAAAGAAAAUACGUCAUCAACAUCUCUCUGAUCCUGAAGAUCAAGGCAACGUUCCAAGGGUCAGAUGGAAAGAGGAAUUCCAAAGAGAGAAGCCUCUUCCCUGGUUCUUUACGGUACCUUGUCCAGCAGCACCUCGAUUUGCUCCAUGCUCUGCAGGAAAGGGUCCUGAAGUGGCCACGCCAAGGAGUUCUUGGAGAUUUAUUCCUUAAAUUAACAAAUGAUGAGAAUAAUUUCUUGGAUUAUUAUGUUGCCUACCUGAGGGACCUACCUGAAUGCAUCUCUUUGGUUCAUGUUGUUGUUCUGAAGGAGGGUGAUGAAGAGAUUAAAUCUGACAUCUACACACUGUUUUUUCACAUAGUCCAGCGCAUCCCUGAAUAUCUGAUACAUCUGCAGAACGUCCUGAAGUUCACAGAGCAGGAACACCCUGACUAUUACCUACUUCUGGUGUGUGUUCAGCGCCUUCGAGUAUUUAUCUCGCAUUACACCCUGCUGUUUCAAUGCAAUGAGGAUUUGCUUAUUCAGAAACGGAAAAAGCUCAAGAAGUCAUCCAUGGCGAAGCUGUACAAAGGCCUGGCUUCCCAAUGUGCAAACACUGGACAAGAUGCUUCCCCCACUGCAGGCCCUGAGGCUGUCCGCGACAGCGGGAUCCACUCAGAAGAGAUGCUGCAACCCUACCCUUCUGCUCCCAGCUCUGGCCCUGCUGUCACACAUUUGAUGCCCCCAGUGAAGAAAAGCCAACAACAGCAAAGCUUGAUGGAGAGCAUGCAGCCCGGGAAGCCCAGCGAGUGGGAGAUGGAGGGCAGAAAGCACGAGAGGCCCGAGAGCCUCCUGGCGCCAGCGCAGUUCUGUGCAGCCGAGCAGGACGUGAAGGCGCUGGCCGGGCCCCUGCAGGCCAUCCCCGAGAUGGACUUCGAGCCCUCGCCCGCCGAGCCGCUGGGCAACGUGGAGCGCUCCCUGCGCGCCCCGGCCGAGCUCCUGCCCGACGCCCGCGGCUUCGUGCCCGCGGGCUACGAGGAGUUUGAGUACGGCGGCGAGAUCUUCGCGCUGCCCGCGCCCUACGACGAGGAGCCGUUCCAGGCCCCGGCCCUCUUCGAGAACUGCUCGCCCGCCUCUUCCGAGUCCAGCCUGGACAUCUGCUUCCUCCGGCCCGUCAGCUUCGCCAUGGAGGCCGAGCGGCCCGAGCACCCGCUGCAGCCGCUGCCCAAGAGCGCCACGUCGCCUGCGGGCAGCAGCGGCGCCUACAAGCUGGAGGCGGCGGCGCAGGCGCACGGCAAGGCCAAGCCGCUGAGCCGCUCGCUCAAGGAGUUCCCGCGCGCGCCGCCCGCCGAGGGCGUGGCCCCGCGCCUCUACAGCACGCGCAGCAGCAGCGGCGGCCGCGCGCCGCUCAAGGCCGAGCGCGCUGCGCAGCCGCACGGCCAGGCCGCCGCCGCCGCAGCGGCGGCCGCAGCCCGCGGCGCGCCCAGGACCUUCUUCCCCCAACAGAGGUCCCAAAGCGAAAAGCAGACCUAUUUGGAAGUAAGGAGGGAGAUGCAUUUAGAAGAUACCACCAGAUUCUGUCCAAAAGAAGAAAGAGAGAGCGAACAGACCUCUUUCAGCGAUCAAAACCCCAGGCAAGACCAGAAAGGGGGCUUUCGCAGCUCCUUCCGCAAGCUCUUUAAAAAGAAAAAUGGGAACGCAACUGGUGAAGAUUUCUGUGGUCCUUGGGGCUGGUGGUGACAUCAAAGCUUUCCCAUUUCCAGGUAAACACUAAACAGUUGCAUGUUGGAACCAUCAAAGUGUGACAUAUUGGGUUUUGGAGAGAUCAGAUGUAGCUAAGAGGGGAAAUGAGAGGUAAAGAUUUUAAGUUCUGACUAAUGGCUUUCUGAUCAGAAACUGCCAUGUGGGGGAACAUUCAGAAGAAACACCAGCCAGAUUCAAAUCUUGCUUCCUACUUCCCACCCCCCAUAACUAUAAGCAUUCCUAGCCUUCUGUAUAAAAGAAGAUAUGGGGAAGGAAUAAAAUGGUCAAAAAUAUAUCUCCCUAACAUUUUGGGUACAACUGUACUAAUCAGGGAUGAUUUGAACUGGAAGUAGCUGGGAGUUCUGAGUUGAGAGAAGGUGUAGAGUUUGGGGGGGGGCACGUGAAGGCUGUUUCAAGGGGGCUUCUCAAAAGGAAAAGGACUUUCACCCCAGCCAGAUAUAAUCUUACCUGAUGAGUACCCAGAUGCACUGGUGUGGUGAGAAAGAAUAGUUUUUCCUCCAUGCCCUGGGAUGUAGUGGGAUGGUGCUUCUUCCUGACUGGAAGUAGAAAACAUGGUGGGCAGCUCUGGCUUCAUCUGUGAGGCCAAGUAUCAGGGUGAAGAGUAAAAAACUCCAGUCAGUCAUCAGAUUUCUAGACAUCAGGAUUUUAGUCUUUGUGUGGAUCCAGCUGCUUUCCUUGAAUAAUGUAAAGGGAUGUUUGAAUUCUGCCCAAUUAAUUCAGUAACUGAUAAGAGUCAUAGUUAACUUAUCUAACAACAACAGUGAGGACUUGUAGCAUACCAAUGAUAGUGAAAGAGCUUACCUUUCUUUUGUGGAUGGUGGAAGCAUGCCUGAUUCUGCCUCAGCAUAUGGAGAACUUGUUCAGUUGUAUAGGAGCUUUGGACAAAGAAUUUCAUGUCUAACAUCAUUUCCAUACAUCCUGCAUGAGGUCUUUUGAUACUGGUUCUCAGUCAGUGGGCUAGUUUUACCCAUUCUAGCUCUGAGUUUAAGCUAGCCAAAGGGCCCAGCCUAGCCUUUCAAAGGUUAUUUCCAGAAAGCCUCCU